Molecule: messenger RNA, 5230 nt
Organism: Diceros bicornis minor
Lineage: Eukaryota; Metazoa; Chordata; Mammalia; Perissodactyla; Rhinocerotidae
Gene: PCMTD2
Product: protein-L-isoaspartate (D-aspartate) O-methyltransferase domain containing 2
Exons: 6
Coding region: 2159-3244 (361 amino acids)
Biological process (GO): protein modification process
Cellular component (GO): cytoplasm
Molecular function (GO): protein-L-isoaspartate (D-aspartate) O-methyltransferase activity
Source: RefSeq, a predicted model, not a curated record
CUAUUUAAAAACAGUUGCCCCCCCCCCCCAAGUUUUGGGGCUACUAAGAAUUGGUGCAGAGCGCUGGGACUGGACUGGAGGAGUGGUUGGGGAAGGAAAACUUACCCGGGCUUGGUGUCUGUGUUUUGUUUGUUUUUGCAAAGGGAUGUGGCUCUCAAGUUGAUGUUUGCUCCAGCAUCAAACCUCAGAAGAGUCGUCUCACUCGCUGCCUCCGCCCUUUACUCGUGUGCCUGUAUGCGUUUUCUUUGUUCUUUUUGGCAAAGGAGUGGCUGAAGUAAAGAACUCCGCACUGCGUGUUGAAUAGACUGUCAUUCAAGAACUAGUGAAGUCAGGUUCCUAUAAACAGCUCAGAACUUGUGGCAGUGCUUGGGGGAAAUAGAGACAUACACUCGGGGAGAGAGGGAGUCUCAGAGGUGAUGGGGUUCAGCUCCUGGACCAAGCCCUGGUUGUACCUGUCUGGGGACAUCCCUGGGGUUGGGGGACUCCAUGUUCUGAGAACGUGUCUGUUUGCAACUCCAGUUGUCAGAAAGCUUUUGUGUGUGUUUAGUAUAAACUGUCUCCACCCAACAAGUGUUCCAUUGGUCUGGCAUUAUCAGGCCCGUGAACAGUGUAUACAUGGCAGCCUUUCAAGUAUUUUGAAAAUAUCCCUUUGCAUUCCUUGUAAGAGUUCUGGGUUUCAAGACAAGAAGUCUCAGUUUCUUCCAUUACUCUGCGGAAGGAGUGGUUUUGGGUCCGCCCCAGCUCAUCUUCCACGUGAAUUACUUUGUCCAUAUUCUUGAGAAGUGACAUUCAGGUUGGAGCAUGGCCCUCCAUGUAUAAUCUGACAAACCCAGCGUAGACUGGAAUGGUGACCCCCAUUAUCACAGCUUCAUGUUGUCUUGACCCGGCCAUAGUCACAGCCUCAUUAGCUGUCAAUCAUGAGACCUUUCCAUGGCUGCUGCUGCCCAGCCAUCUUCCUCACUGCACCCUGGCAGUCAGUUUUGGAAGGAGGUUGUCCUGUUAGGCUGUGAUCAGUUACUGUGAGUAGUGAAUUAUAUUAAGGAUUGCAAAGUAUAAUCAAUCAAGUGCAGCGUCCAAACAAUGAUCUGCCAUUGCUUUGAAAAAUUGGAUUUGAUGGGAUUAUAGAUCUAGGUUUGGUUUGGCGAGGGUAACUUUGAACCUGUUAUUGGUGUUUUUGGUGGCUUGACUGAGCACAUCGGUGGUCAGUACUAAGCAGUGGUUAUUUCCAGUGUGAGGUAGUGUUAGAUUACCAGGCAAAGUUAAUAUGUGUUAGACCCUGCAGAUGGUCACAUGCAUCCUAGCAGUGGCAACAGAUAGGGUUACCCCAUAGUUAUUUAGUCUGUCAUUUGGGACAAAGAUGAUCAAUGUGUUAUAUGGUAAAGAAUGUUGCUCCCUUGAGAAUUUUUAAAAGCUGCAUUUGCUGUUGGGUAAAGAAAAUAGGCCUUUGGCCAGAUAGUCCUGUGUUUGAAUUCCAGCCUUCUCCUCACACGUUGGUGUGUGAUCAUGAGCAAAAUGACUGCUCUGUCCAAAUUUGCCUCAUAACGUUGUGAAGCCAAAAUGAAGUUGUGACUGGCAGGUGGUGCCUGUAAAAAAGUUGUAGCUAUUUUUGCAAAAAGCUAGCCUUUGCAUGUGUCAUAAACUUUCAAAGUGAGGCAAAGUGGAAAGUAAGUGAAAGGUACUCAGUAGAAAAUGAAACGUGUCCAGUAUCAAGUUUGUGUCUGCCUUCUGAAGAUAGAAUGAUGGUAUUGAGACGGAAGGACAGAAGAUUGUAUACAGGCUUCUGGGGGAAGAGAUGGGUUUCAGAUCCACCGUGGAGUAUAGAUACGUGGUUGUCGGCUUUUUCCUAAAUAGAUGGUGAGGCAGCCAAACACAACUCCACUUUUAACCAGUGACCCAAAUUUUAAGAUGACUGUCCUAGACCAGGGAUGUAGACUUGAGCGUCAGAACUACGUGGCUUAUCCAAGAUUAAACUUGACCUCGUUAGUGCUUUUUCCCACCCAGCUAAAUUAACUGUCCAUGGACCAUAAUCUCACAAGGACUCUGAAACAACAACUUAAAAUGGGAGUGAAAAUCGAAUAAUUGGACCAUCCUAGUGAUUUGAAAAGCCUAUUCAGCUCUAAGAUCUUGAUGAUGAAGUGUUGCCUGCGUGACCGUGAAGAUGGGAGGUGCCGUGAGUGCCGGGGAAGACAACGAUGAGCUGAUAGACAACCUGAAGGAAGCACAGUACAUCCGCACGGAAUUGGUAGAGCAGGCUUUCCGGGCUAUCGAUCGCGCAGAUUAUUAUCUUGAAGAAUUUAAAGAAAAUGCUUAUAAAGACUUGGCGUGGAAGCAUGGCAACAUCCACCUCUCGGCCCCAUGCAUCUACUCCGAGGUGAUGGAAGCCCUGGACCUGCAGCCCGGGCUCUCGUUCUUGAACCUGGGCAGUGGCACUGGCUACCUCAGCUCCAUGGUGGGGCUCAUUCUAGGUCCUUUUGGUGUGAACCACGGGGUGGAGCUGCACUCGGAUGUGAUCGAGUACGCGAAGCAGAAGCUGGACUUCUUCAUCAGGACCAGCGACAGCUUCGACAAGUUUGACUUCUGUGAACCUUCCUUUGUUACUGGCAAUUGCCUGGAAAUUUCUCCAGAUUGUUCUCAGUAUGAUCGGGUGUACUGUGGGGCUGGUGUGCAGAAAGAGCAUGAAGAGUACAUGAAGAAUCUUCUCAAAGUAGGGGGGAUCCUUGUCAUGCCGCUGGAAGAGAAGUUGACUAAGAUAACGCGUACUGGUCCUUCUGCUUGGGAAACCAAAAAGAUCCUGGCUGUUUCUUUUGCUCCUCUGAUUCAGCCCUGCCACUCAGAGUCAGGAAAAUCAAGACUUGUCCAGUUACCACCACUGGCAGUUCGCAGCCUCCAGGACCUGGCUCGCAUCGCCAUCCGGGGCACCAUUAAAAAGAUCAUUCAUCAAGAAACAGUGAGCAAAAGUGGAAAUGGACUGAAGAACACUCCCAGGUUUAAACGGAGGAGAGUUCGCCGCCGUCGAAUGGAAACGAUUGUCUUUUUGGACAAAGAGGUCUUUGCCAGUCGGAUUUCCAACCCCUCUGAUGACAAUAGCUUGGAAGACUUGGAAGAGGAACGGCAGGACGAAGAGGAGAAAACCCUGCCUGAAACAAAGCCAGACCCCCCGGUGAACUUCCUACGAGAGAAGGUCCUGAGCCUCCCUCUGCCAGAUCCCCUGAAAUACUACUUGCUUUAUUACAGAGAAAAAUAAGUCUGUGGGAACAGGGAAAGGCAGCAGAGCCAACUGCUGAGCCCGAUGUCUGCCUUUGAGGGUUGCCUGGAGCAGAUGUGAUGGGCAAGGAAAGCCCUCUACUCUCUACAUUUCUUUUUCUAGUUUGUUUUCGAUCGUCCUCUAGAAUUUCUUUCAGUGCCGUGAUUUCUUUAUACAUAAUCUGACAAAUGUAAAGUGUGUGGGAGAGAGUUUUCUCAGAAGGGAGAGAAUCUCCUAGAGAAGGUGUUUGCUUUACCUCCCAGGAAACACUGAGGUCUGCACAAGGAGACUGCUUGUGGCUGUUUCUCACAGGGUACAGUCUGCGUUAAAGGUGAACACUGAAAUUGAAGUGAACCUGUGUUUCUUGUGCAGUGUGAAACAAAGCACAAGUCUGUAGGUGUAUGAAAUCUUUUCUGGGUGUGAUACACUGACAUCCAAGUUUGAAUUUUACCAUAUCAACCUCUUAAUUACUGGCCCUGAGUUUCACUAAACCUUUUAGUUUUCUAGAGGAGGGGAAACGUGAUUGAGAAGCCCUCUCUUAUUUUAAGGAAAUUAAUUAAAUCUUAUGUGAGUUGUCAAUUGCAAUUUUAAAAAGAAAAAUUUUGAUGAGGGAGGAGGAAUGAAAGUAAGAUGUCUUUCUGGAAUUACGAAAGAAUUCCGGGGAAUCUUUUCCUGACACCUUCUGUUAACCUUUAAAAGAACCAAUGUCAAAAAGAACCAAUCGCUUAAAAGAAUAUCCUGAAGAAUGAAGCAAGGGUUGUGUGCUACGUGAUUUCUACCACAACGACAGGGGCGAUUGUUGACCCACCCUUGGGUGCAGUAAUGGGUGUCUAAGGUGUUGACAUGCUUGGUCCUCAGAGCAGGCGGAAAGUAUUAAGACCUCAGGAAGUAGAUUGGGAGUAUGUUAUAGACAGCCUCGGCUUUUUUUUACUUCAGUUGGCUAUUUUUCUGUAAUCACAUUAGAGUACUGAAUCAUAGAUUUUAUCUUUUAUAAUUCUGGAGAAAAAAAUUUGUUAGUUUUGUAAUUUUCUUAACAAAUAUAUGUAUUUUAGUAGCUGCAUUGCAUUAAAACAAUUUAACUCUCAGUGACCUGUGAUGUUCUCCAGGCGUUGUGUGUUGAGAGCUCUGUCUUUAUCAGGUUAUGGGUCUAGAAGAAAAGGCAAUCCUGGCAGUGAGAUGGCAUUUCUUAUUCCAAAAUGUUGCUUCUUUUCAGACUUUUUUUUUUUUUUACCCAAAGGAAAGAAUAGUAUAAGAUAUUAACAAUAAACCCAAGCUCAGAGGGCAGAUGUAGGGUUACGCAUCCAGAGUUCAUGAUGAGCCUCUUGGGAGUUGUGGGGUUCAUUGUCUGUGGUUUUACCAGCUUAACUGAGUUCUGCUUUUUUUUUUUUUUCCUUUUCUGCUUUUUUUAGUAACUGAAUCAUUUUUAUCACAGGAUGCUGUGUGUAUGCAUAGCUGGGAAAACGUAUAUUGCCCUAGAUUUGUAAAUUUAAGAUAUUGUAAAGAAGGUUACUUCAUAGUUGUGUUUAUCUGCCUUUUAACUCAAAGUUCAGCAUCAUUCUUUCAGAGAGAAACGCAUGAUUUAUGUCCUUGCUAACAUUUCAUAGUUUGCAGAUCCUUUUUGACAUUAUUCUAAUUGGUAUGUAGAGACCUCUGCAAUACAUGGACGUUUUUGGAUAUAAUAUUAAAUGAUAUCUGUGAAAUCUGUUAUAUUAGGUGGCUUGACUAAAUUUUUUUUUCCCUAUAUAUAUAUUGUAUAUGGACUUCAUGUUUUUUUAAACCACAUUUGCCUUUAUGCUAGAUUGUAAAAACUUGUUAUAAUGCAUAGGACGUGUUGUUCCCUAUAUAUGUUAAACCUUUCCUAACAUUUUGUAUUUACCUGUUCUCAGUUUGUGAUUUUUAAACCAGAAUUUGGUUAAAAAUAUAUAUAGGUAUAAUAUAUGUGAAAUAGUUUGGUGUUUGUUAAAAAUAAAGGAGAAUUGCAACUGA